AUAAAAGCUAGGCGAGCAGGUUCGCUUUCAACCGGCUCUAGCUUGGGCUUAGGGCGAGAUCCGAGUCGCCACCUUUGAUAGCAUCACAGCAACCAUGGCGCAGGCACUGCAGCACCCCGAGUUCGCACGCGCUGGCCAACAGGCGGGGCUGCAGGUGUGGAGGGUCGAGAAGCUGGAACUAGUACCAGUGCCCCAGGGUGUCUAUGGUGACUUUUACGUUGGAGACGCCUACCUGGUGCUGCACACUGCCAAGGCGAGCCGGGGCUUUUCCUACCGCCUGCACUUCUGGCUGGGGAAGGAAUGUUCCCAGGAUGAAAGCACAGCAGCGGCCAUCUUCACGGUCCAGAUGGAUGACUAUUUGGGCGGCAAGCCAAUACAGAGCCGAGAACUUCAAGGCUACGAGUCUACUGACUUUGUAGGCUACUUCAAAGGCGGCCUGAAAUACAAGGCUGGAGGUGUGGCUUCUGGACUAAACCAUGUUCUUACCAACGACCUGACAGCAAAAAGACUCCUGCACGUGAAGGGUCGGCGAGUGGUCAGGGCCACGGAAGUUCCCCUCAGCUGGGAGAGCUUCAACAAGGGUGACUGCUUCAUCAUUGACCUUGGCACCGAAAUUUACCAGUGGUGCGGUUCCUCAUGCAACAAAUAUGAGCGUCUGAAAGCAAGCCAGGUCGCCACUGGCAUUCGGAACAAUGAAAGGAAGGGACGGUCUCAGCUCAUUGUGGUGGAAGAAGGAAGUGAACCCUUGGAGCUUCUGAAGGUUUUAGGGAGAAAGCCUGAGCUUCCAGAUGGGAGCAGUGAUGACGAUGCCGUGGCAGACAUAAGUAACAGGAAGAUGGCGAAACUCUACAUGGUUUCAGAUGCAAGUGGGUCCAUGCAAGUGACUCUGGCUGCUGAGGAGAACCCCUUCUCUAUGGCAAUGCUGCUCUCUGAAGAAUGCUUCAUUUUGGACCAUGGUACUGCAAAACAAGUCUUUGUAUGGAAAGGUAAAAAUGCUAACCCACAGGAGAGGAAGACUGCGAUGAAGACAGCCGAGGAGUUUCUACAGAAAAUGAAUUAUUCUACCAAAACCCAAAUUCAGGUGCUUCCAGAAGGUGGCGAAACACCAAUUUUCAAACAGUUCUUUAAGGACUGGAGAGAUAAAGACCAGAGCGAUGGCUUUGGGAAGGUCUAUAUCACAGAGAAAGUGGCCCAGAUACAACAGAUUCCAUUUGAUGCAUCCAAACUGCACAAUUCUCCGCAGAUGGCAGCCCAGCACAACAUGGUGGACAAUGGCUCUGGCACAGUGGAGAUCUGGCGGGUAGAAAACAGUGGUAGGGUCCAGAUUGACCCAAACUCCUAUGGCGAGUUCUACGGUGGGGACUGCUACAUUAUCCUUUACACUUACCCUAGAGGGCAGAUCAUCUACACAUGGCAAGGAGCAAAUGCUACAAGAGAUGAGCUGACCAUGUCUGCAUUCCUGACUGUUCAGUUGGAUCGGUCCCUUGGAGGGCAGGCUGUGCAGGUCCGUGUCUCUCAAGGCAAAGAGCCUGCUCACCUGCUGAGUUUGUUCAAAGACAAACCACUCAUUAUUUAUAAGAAUGGAACAUCCAGGAAAGAAGGACAGGCACCGGCUCCCCCUACACGCCUCUUUCAAGUCCGGAGGAACCUGGCAUCUAUCACCAGAAUUGUGGAGGUUGAUGUUGAUGCAAGUUCACUGAAUUCCAAUGACACUUUUGUCCUAAAACUUCCAAAAAACAAUGGCUUCAUCUGGAUGGGAAAAGGUGCUAGCCAGGAAGAGGAGAAAGGAGCAGAGUAUGUGGCUGAUGUCCUCAAGUGUAAAACUGCAAGAAUUCAGGAAGGCAAUGAACCAGAGGAGUUCUGGAACUCUCUUGGAGGGAGAGGAGACUACCAGACUUCACCAUUGCUAGAAACACGAGCUGAAGACCAUCCACCUCGGCUUUAUGGCUGCUCCAACAAAACUGGAAGAUUCAUUAUUGAAGAGGUUCCGGGAGAGUUCACCCAAGAUGACUUGGCAGAAGAUGAUGUCAUGCUACUUGAUGCGUGGGAACAGAUCUUUAUUUGGAUUGGCAAAGAUGCCAAUGAAGUUGAGAAAAAGGAAUCAAUGAAGUCUGCUAAAAUGUACCUUGAGACAGACCCUUCUGGAAGAGAUAAGAGGACACCAAUUGUCAUCAUAAAACAAGGCCAUGAGCCACCUACAUUCACAGGCUGGUUUCUGGGCUGGGACUCAAGCAGGUGGUAAACUGAGUUUCAAAUUUUAAAAAGUGAGCAGCAAAUAUUCUGGCUGCAUUAGGGCAACUGGCCCAAUUUGUUGUUGGGGAUUUGUUUACUUUUUGCUGUUUGGCUUUAGAAGAUAAACUUCUGUCAAAUGGCUAUUUUUUAAAAAUGAAUGAUAUACUCUUCUUGUCUUCUUUUGUUCCUCCUCCUCCUCCUCCUCCUUCUUCUUCCUCUUCUGCCUCCUUCCUCUAUCUUUUUUAAUGAAUUGUCAUAUGUUACUAUAUUGAAAUAACAAACAUUUGUUUUGGAUCAAUUUUACCUUUCAUAUAAUCUAAAAGUAAAAGAUUAUACAAUCUAGGGGAAUUUCUGAGAAAGGUGUUUUGUAAUUGAGCAACCACUAGCCAAACUUGUCUUAGCACAUCAGAGAAGAAAGCCACAGUGCUUCUGAGCAUCUUCCCUUCUGGGUAUCCUCUGUUCGCAGUAAGGUUUGCAUUACCAUGGCUCUAACAACGCCUUGCUGUUUCCCACCUGAAAUCAAUGUGACUUGGAUGCCAUUCAUUCACAAGUGUUCUUUUAUAAGAGGAACUUCUUCAGCUUUUUAGAAAACUGAAAUCACAGGCCCUUCAUGAUUUAAAAAAAUGUAUCCCUAUCAGUUUAACUUUUUAUAUUUGACAGCAUAUGCUUACUAUCAUAAAGAGUAUGUAUUGAAUGUUGUUUUUCACCAUUAAAUACAUCUUUUUGGAAAAUAUUUUGACACUUUUGUCAAAGUUGAUGAGUUAAUGACAAUUAAUUUUAUAGCUUGAUACUUUUGUGUAUAAGUAAAUAUAAAUUUAGUAUUUUCUAAAUCUUAUCUAAUGGUCAAAUGACUUCUAUAGGUAGAGUAUUAUAAUACUUUAGUAUCACAGAGUGUAUAAAAAUACAGGCUCCAGAGGCCAGAAGUUGGGGAAGAGUCUAGAACUCCAGUAACAUAGACAGUAGACAGAGUUUGGCAGAGAUGUGCUGGGUGCAGCUUUAAUAGAGUAGUUUGAGCAGGUAUGACUGGGUGGAUAUUUUAUCAAUAGAAGCUAGAGAGAAAAAUCAAA
Molecule: messenger RNA, 3299 nt
Organism: Acomys russatus (golden spiny mouse)
Lineage: Eukaryota; Metazoa; Chordata; Mammalia; Rodentia; Muridae
Gene: Scin
Product: scinderin
Exons: 16
Coding region: 95-2242 (715 amino acids)
Biological process (GO): actin polymerization or depolymerization; actin filament severing; barbed-end actin filament capping
Cellular component (GO): cytoplasm; actin cytoskeleton
Molecular function (GO): actin filament binding; phosphatidylinositol-4,5-bisphosphate binding
Source: RefSeq, a predicted model, not a curated record